CGUGUCCCGCUACUAGUGGCCCGGUUUGGAUCCUGGGUGCACAGGGACACACCGCUUGUCCGGCCUCAGCGUCCCACAUACAGCAACUAGGAGGAUGUGCAACUAUGACAUACAACUAUCUACUGGGGCUUUGGAGAGAAAAAGGGGGGAAAAAAAAAGAUGAUGAGGAAAUAGGGAGAUUGGAUUCUAACCCAGAGCACAAACCCUGAGGCCCUGAAUGGUGGUCAUUCAACUAUCCAUCCAAAAAUUAAGCAUGCCGGGCGCUGGAGUCACAGCAGUGAGCAGGUUGAACAAUGGUUCAGGUCAUUCCAGAUACCCCAAUUUCCUAGCAGUUAAGAUGGGGAGGCAGUGAGGUUCUCUGACCCUGGCGCCCUUUUCCUUCCUGGCUGCGAAGGGCGGGACCCGAGGGAGGCACGCAUGCGCAAAGGGAGGUCCGCCUUUGGCCCGGAACUUUGGUUCCGAGCGCGGCGGAGCACCCGGCCUCAGGAGUGUGCUCAGUCGGAAGUGACCGCUGAGGACAGGGGGUCGAGAUAGGCGCGCGGAGACCGUCCGUCGGUUAACAAGUCAUAGAGAAUCAGGAUGGAGGCGGUGGCCACGGCGGCGGCGGCGAGGGAACCCGAGGAGGGCUGCACAGAGCCCAGUCCUGGGCACUGGGGGGAGCUGAGCUGGACGCCAGUCCCAUCCAAACCCCAGGACAAGGUGGAAGCAGCAGAGGGAGUGCCCAGGGCCCUGGACGAUGACCCCCCUGGGGCCGAGAACCCAGCGGUGAAUGCCAUGCUGCGCGCCGUGGCUGCUAGUCGCCUGCCCGUGUGCAGCCAGCAGCAGGGCGAGCCUGACCUGACCGAGCGGGAGAAGGUAGCCAUCCUGAGCCAGCUGUACCACGAGAAGCCGCUGGUGUUCCUGGAGCGUUUCCGCACAGGCCUCCGUGAGGAGCACCUGGCCUGCUUUGGCCACUUGCGUGGUGACCACCGAGCAGACUUCUACUGUGCUGAGGUGGCCCGGCAGGGCACUGCCCGACCCCGCACUCUACGCACCCGCCUGCGUAACCGGCGCUAUGCUGCCCUGCGUGAGCUCAUCCAAGGGGGCGAGUACUUCAGCGACGAGCAGAUGCGGUUCCGGGCCCCGCUGCUAUACGAGCAGUAUAUCGGGCAGUACCUAACACAGGAGGAGCUCAGCGCCCGCGCCCCGACCCACCAGCCGCCCAAGCCCGGCUCCCCCGGCACACCCGCCUGCCCGCUCUCCGACCUGCUGCUCCAGUCCUACCAGGAGCGGGAGCUGCAGCAGCGGCUGCUCCAGCAGCAGGAGGAGGAGGAGGCCUGCUUGGAGGAGGAGGAAGAGGAGGAGGACAGUGACGAGGAAGAUCAGAGGCCUGGCAAAGACUCGGAGGCCUGGGUCCCCGACUCGGAAGAGAGGCUGAUCCUGCGGGAAGAGUUCACCAGCCGGAUGCACCAGCGCUUCCUGGAUGGGAAGGACGGGGACUUUGACUACAGCACCGUGGAUGACAACCCCGACUUUGACAACCUGGACAUUGUGGCUCGGGAUGAGGAGGAGAGGUACUUCGACGAAGAGGAGCCCGAGGACGCGCCCAGCCCUGAGCUGGACGGGGACUGAUGGCCACCCGCCUCGCCCCACCCCAACAAGACAGCUUGAUGACAGGCCAGCUCAGUGACUUCUCCAGGGGGACCAGGGCAGUGGUCCCACACCACCAGCCUCACCACCAGACCUCUCUGGGUCUGCUCCCAUCUCAGACAGCCCCUCCCCUCUAUGUCAGUUCCCUACCUCCCUCCUCGCUCUCCUUUUCCUUCUCCUCCCUAAACCCUACCUCUGUUUCUCUCUCUGCCUCUCCCUGAGCGCCUCCCCCCCCACCCGCCCGCCUUUCUGUCUCCUGCUCUCUGUGUCUCUCUCCCUCUCUCUCUCCUCCUCUGUCCCCACCACAGGGCCCAGGAUGAAUGUCCACCCCUUGACGUGGGGCCAGUGGGGCCUCGUAGCUGGAGCCGGCCAGGUGACCCCAGUGCCCCACUCAGGGUGGGGCUGACCCCUGGGCCGCAGAGUGGCUCCCUGCCUCCCUUCCUGGUCUCUGCCCCGUCUUCCUCCACCUCUCUGUUGACUCUCCUGUCACUCCUCGUUGUCUCUGUUACAUUCCCAUCUCUCCUUCAGCCUCACUUUCUGGGCCUGUGGUUCUUCCUGCCCUGCAUUUCCAUCUCUUGGUCUCUGUCCUGUCUCUGUUCCUCUCUAUCUGUCUCUCAGCCUUUAUCUCUCUGGGUUUCACUGUCCCCCUAGCCUGACUAUUGUGGGCAGCAGAACCCUGACUGCUGAGUAAUGUGGCCUCACUGCGGGCAGGCAGGAGACCCCAGGGGUGGCAACUAGCUCUCACCUCCCCCUGGGGACCCAGGCAAGGGAGGGGUGGGUAGGGGCAGCACUGGGGAUCAUGGGCCUGCCAGCUUGGGUGGGGAGGGGGGAUUCUCCUUUCCACCCCCACCAACCCCCCUCUGCCCAGCCACAAUUUUCCCUUCCUUCACUUCCUCCCUUUCCCUCUCCUGUUUACACUCCCCAAAUACGCACAGGCUGUUAUCAUGGGUCCUGAGUCAUCCCACACACACACGCAGCCUGCCCCAGCAUCCCUGCCCCCAGCUGGCCACAGGGCCCGCCCCACAGAGCCCCCUGCCGCCCCAGGCUAAUGGGAGCCAGAUGGCCGCCUGGUGACUCAGCCACCGGCCUGUGGGAACCCAGGCGUCCCGCCUUCCCAUGCCCCCACACCCAGCUCAUACUCCCCCGGUAGACACACACAAGAAGGGGCCAGCUGCAGAGGGGGAGGGCAUAGGCCAAGGGUCAGAGAGAUGGGGCCUGGGGACCUCUCACUCCUGUGAGCUGGAAUGGUGGCAUUCUGCCAUGGCCAAGCCUGAAGGACCCUCAAAGCCACCUCCUUGGGCAUGUGGCCCAGAGUGAGGGGAGAUCCCGAGGCCCUCUGGGGCCACAGCUCUUGACCCCAGGGCCUGACCCCUGCCCUCUGGGUCAACCAGAAUUAGAGCCAGACGCAGAAAGUGAAAGCUGGAUGGAAGCUGAGGGAUGUUCAGAUGGAGAGACUAUUAAAUAAGGAAACUUCCGGUUACUGAGCAGUUCUAUCUGUGCCAGGCCCGAGCAAGGUGCCCGGCGCCACGUCAGAUCCUCCAAACAGCCCCAUGAACUAGGCACUCAGCUCUACUUCAUAGAUGAGUCAAGGGAAGCCCAGAAAGAUGUCACUUACUCCAGGCCAUGCGGCCAUCAGAGGUGAAAACCCAGGUCUAGAACUGCAUGAGUCCUGGAGACUCGACUAGCCUCCCUGUCCGACAUCAGGGCCACUCAGAGCAGACAGACGCGCAGACAGACUUCUCAGAUGGAAAGACUGAAGAGUUAGCUGUUGAGGAUGAUAGCAGCUGACACCUUGGGGGUCCUUCCCGUGCGCUAGGCACGGCCCUACACAGAUGGGACUGAAGCAUCUUGACACAUGAUCAGUACUGCAUCCCUGAACCCUCCUGGUGGUCCUGUGCGGACGCACUCUCAGUAUUGACAUUCUGUCUCCUGGAGGAGGCCCAAAAUAAUCCAGCCAGACUCACGUGAAGAACAAGAGAAACAAGCGAGGUUUCUCUCUCAGGAGAGAGGUCCUUCUCAGGUACUUCUUGUGCUCAUGCCCUCAGGUUGUGAGAGCUCUUUCAUAACACAGGGAUCAGCCCUUAGUGAGGUGCACAUUUUUCACCAGUCUAUGAUUUGAUCAUUAAAUUUGUUUGUGAUAUACUUUGCCAUACAGAAGUUUGUUAUAUAAUAAAAAAAAAAAGUGAUGAGAGACACA
Diceros bicornis minor is the source of this 3826-nucleotide messenger RNA. It is a transcript of the gene CCDC97, whose product is annotated as coiled-coil domain containing 97. The coding region runs from base 580 to 1611 and encodes 343 amino acids. The transcript is spliced from 5 exons. Lineage: Eukaryota; Metazoa; Chordata; Mammalia; Perissodactyla; Rhinocerotidae. The record is from RefSeq and is a predicted model, not a curated record.